CGGAAGCGGAAAUAAUGUGGGAUUUUUUUAAAGAAAAAAAAACAUUAAGACAUUUAGCUAGCUAGUUAGCAAGAGUACAUAUAACAACUGGAAACGUUUAGUGUCAACGGUAGAUCCGAAAACCAAAAUCCUGAGGAGGGCUGAGUUAAGCCAGUAGGCAGAAGGGUAAAUUGGCGCGGCCUUUUAUGUUAAGGACCAUCGGGUCACAGACCGGAGGAGAGAGACGUGGGGAGACCAAGCCACGGGAUUUGAACUUGUGAUUGAUUUCAAUAAAAAGCGUUUGGCAGCACCUGCCAGUAAGGAGUGAACCGCUAGAAAUCGCGGAAAUCCUUUGCUUGUACCCUGAACUGUACAUAAAGAAGUACCGGAUCCUGCACUAUGGAAGCCAUUGCCAAAUACGACUUUAAAGCCACUGCAGACGACGAAUUAAGUUUCAAACGUGGAGAAGUCCUUAAGGUUCUCAAUGAGGAGUGCGACCAGAACUGGUACAAGGCCGAGCUCAACGGCAAAGACGGCUUCAUACCCAAGAACUACAUUGAAAUGAAAGCACAUCCGUGGUUUUUCGGGAAGAUCCCGCGGGCCAAAGCAGAGGAGAUACUGAACAAACAGAGGCACGAUGGGGCUUUCCUCAUCCGCGAGAGCGAGAGCGCCCCCGGCGACUUCAGCCUGUCUGUCAAGUUUGGGAAUGACGUCCAGCACUUCAAGGUCCUGCGGGAUGGAGCUGGAAAGUACUUCCUGUGGGUAGUCAAGUUCAACUCUCUCAACGAGCUGGUGGACUAUCACCGGUCCACGUCUGUGUCACGGAACCAGCAGAUCUUCCUGCGGGACAUCGAGCAGGUUCCUCAGAAUCCAACGUAUGUGCAGGCGCUGUUUGACUUCGACCCUCAGGAGGAUGGCGAGCUGGGCUUCCGGCGUGGAGAUUUCAUCCAGGUUUUGGACAACUCCGACCCCAACUGGUGGAAGGGGGCGUGCCACAGCCUCACUGGCAUGUUCCCCCGCAACUACGUCACCCCUGUCAACCGGAACAUGUAAAAGAAAUAAAGCCCGCUCCCCAACCCCAGCCUCUCCCACCCUCCCUUUCCAAGUGCCCCGCUCCCCAGUUCCUGCCCACAAUCCCUCCCUCACUCUCACCCCAUCCCACCCCCUCUUCUGAAGAGACCCAACACAACGGUAGAGCCUGGAACUGAGAACAGAAAGGAAACAAAGAACGAGUGAGAAUGGGUCCUGUGUGACCCGGCUGUGCCGUUUGAGAGAAGCUGCCUGAGAAUGUUUGCCAGCCCGGCAAACACCGCGCUCACCGGUGAACUGUCGAUAACAAUAAAACAUUUAAAUGAUAUUAAAAAAGAAUGCAUAAAUGGAGACAGAGAAACUCGCAUAGUGCACCGAAAUCGUAACUUAAAAUGGUUUCUCUUAAUUUAUCUCUAAACCGCUUCUGCUUUUCCUCCCCCAUUUUGUUCCUUUUUUUUUUCUUUCGCGCAUGUUUUAAUCACCUUCAGGAAAUUCCAGUAAAUUCUAACGCUGUGUUAAAAGAUUAAAAUGCAAUUAAGAUACAGUUUUGAAUGACAGCUGAAUUGUGCCGUGUAGAGCAAGGGGGUGUGGGGAUUUAACAUUGGCCUUCUGCUCUGUAAAGAAAAUACAUAGAGAGAUUCCUUUUUUUUUUUUAAGAAUAUAUAAAUAUAUAUAUAUUUGUAUGUGUAUGUCUUUCACCCGCCCCCCCCGUCUCCCCUGAAUAUGUAAAUUAUGUUCACCCACGAUAGUCUGGAAAAGACCUCUUAGGCCUUGAAUAUGACUAAUUGUCGGUGUGAUUGUUCUGGAUUAUCUGACAGCCUUCAGAUACCGUGGAGUAAUUAAUGAUCGGCCUGAUCUGUUCCAUCUUGGGACCCCUCCGCCCCAGUGCACCCAGAGCCAUCAGCCCAGUUUAUCCAGUGUAUUGAUGGCAGCCGGAGCCGCAGACCGACCAGCCGAACGCCGUUACGGGCGCCGAUGUUCGUGAUGCUGUCGUGCUACCCGGCCCUUCUGGAAGCUUCUGCGCUCCCUCUGAGACACGGCGCCACGCACCCCACCCGCCUCCGGAUAGUGCCUUUCCCACUUCUGCCAUUUCGGCGCCGUCGCCCCUCUCCGGUAUCGGGUCGGUCAGGAGUCCCAGCGGUGCGGAACACUGUGCGUAAGCAUCCUGCCCUGUGCCCCCCCCCCCCCAAAAGCCCCCCCUUUCCCC
Messenger RNA from Paramormyrops kingsleyae, 2215 nucleotides. RefSeq names its product growth factor receptor-bound protein 2b (gene grb2b). NCBI's taxonomy places the organism in Eukaryota, Metazoa, Chordata, Actinopteri, Osteoglossiformes, Mormyridae. The record is from RefSeq and is a predicted model, not a curated record. Gene Ontology annotation, molecular function: protein binding.